Molecule: messenger RNA, 7426 nt
Organism: Macrobrachium nipponense
Lineage: Eukaryota; Metazoa; Arthropoda; Malacostraca; Decapoda; Palaemonidae
Gene: Cad74A
Product: protocadherin Fat 1-like
Exons: 35
Coding region: 139-5625 (1828 amino acids)
Biological process (GO): homophilic cell-cell adhesion
Cellular component (GO): plasma membrane
Molecular function (GO): calcium ion binding
Source: RefSeq, a predicted model, not a curated record
GGCCAAAGAGUGUUCAAGUGUAGAUGUUGACCAAAGUGUGUUGAGCUUUCCCUGCGUAAUUUGACGCCCAAAAAGCUAAACUAUGUGACCUGGAAGUGCGUGGAAUAUAUCGUGAAGUGUAAGCGAACCAAAUUCGAGAUGAAGGCACCAAGUCUGUUAGCCUUGUCAGUGGUGAUGCUGACCAGGGUGACAACGACAUCGUCCCAGCAGGUGAAUAAGCCCCCGGAGUUCCUUCCUGGAGGAGACAUGAACAGAUUCUCCCUGAGGGAAGACACUCCAGUUGGAUCGUCUGUAUAUACUCUCCAGGGAAAGGAUCCUGAGGGAACUGACGUCUCUUUCACAGUGUCUGGUGACCACUUGAGUGUUGAUAGGAGCUCUGGAGUUGUUACUCUGGUUAAACCCCUGGAUAGGGAAACUACUCCUAUGAUUGAAGUUAUAAUUACUAUAACUGAUGAACGUGUCUAUACUUACGAACCAAACACUGUCCCCUUGAGACGUGAAAUCCCCAUCUUGGACGUUAACGACAACAGUCCAGAAUUUCACGACACUCCAUACAGCCUUAGUGUCUUAGAAUCUGCCUCACCUGGGGCAACUCUCUUUUCCCAGAUGAGAAUUACAGAUGCUGAUGGGGGUAGCAAUGCAGAGGUUAAGUUAGAAUGUGUCAAACAGGAGACUCCUCGUGCUUGUGAAAAGUUUGAAAUUCGUGAAGCACGUGUCGAGGAGGGUGAAUAUGUUGGAAUUGUAUCCCUGAAACAACUGCUGGAUUAUGAAACAGAACGAAAGUAUACCAUGGUUGUAAGAGCCUCUGAUGGAGGGACGGAAAAGAAGCUGAGCUCUACAGCAACCAUAGUUAUAGAAGUUAAAGAUGUACAGGAUCAGCCUCCCAUAUUCCUUAAUGCUCCGUAUAGUGCAACAGUCAGAGAAGCCAGUCCUCCUGGUACACCAGUGUUGGAAGUCCAUGCAAGAGACGGUGACCUGGGAGAACCUCGUCCCUUGACCCUCACUUUAGAAGGCGAUGACUCUGGGUACUUCACCUUAUCCAAUAUAAAAGCACAGCCAGAUGGAUCCUUAACUGCUAAACUGUCCACCUCUGAAGUAACUUUGGAUAGAGAAGACCCUUUGAUUCUCGACAAUGGAGGCCUUUAUACCUUCAGUGUUAGGGCUCAGGAGAAGGGAGGGCAAGCAACUGUUUCUCAAGUAACUGUAGUAGUGACUGAUGUUGAUGAUCAACGCCCAGUCUUCAGCGAGAAUGAGAUUCAAGUCACUGUUCCAGAGGAUAUUGCUAAUGGGACACCCUUACCAGGCCUGAAUCUAGUUGUAAGUGAUGGGGAUGUGGGAGAAAAUGCACGUUUUUCUCUUGAAAUAGAAGAUAUAUUUGGCUCGAAAGGCGUGUUCUCCAUAUUCCCCGAGACAGCUGUUGGGAGAACUCCAGUUAUCAUCAAAGUGGCUGAUUCUUCAAGACUUGAUUUUGAAAAUCCUGAUAAUUCAAAGUUUCUCUUUAAAGUUAUUGCCAGUGAAGGAGGAGUUCCAGUGUCUGCUGCCAUUAUCAAUGUAACAAUUGCUGAUGCUAAUGAUAAUUCGCCAGUUUUUGCACAGCCUUCCUACAGGUAUUCUGUAAGUGAAAGUGUGAACAGGGGCUUCCUCAUUAACACCCUUCGUGCCAAUGAUUCGGAUUCUGGAGCCUUUGGAGAACUUAAGUAUACCAUCAAAGGAUUUGGUGCAGAGAAGUUUCGCGUUGACGAAAAUACUGGAGAGAUUUUUGUUGCCAACUGCGGUCAGGAAUUUUGUUUGGACUAUGAACGCCAAAAGACAUACUCCUUGACAUAUUCUGCCACUGAUGGUGGUGGUAAGAUUACAUCUGUUAAUAUUUUCAUAGAUGUAAUUGACGAGAACGACAAUGCCCCUCAGUUCUCUCGACGUGAAUACAGGAGAACUGUCGAUGAAGGUGCAGCUGUGUUUGACCCACCACUGUUCAUAAAGGCAACAGACGAUGAUGGAGAAACUCAGGGUGGUGGGAAGGUCUUUUACUCUCUACAAGAUGGAAAUACCCCUGAUGAAGCGUUCUUCGUUGAACCUGUUAGCGGCGAAAUAACCAUACAACGACCUCUGAGUUACAUCGAUACUCCAACAUCUACAUACACCCUUACUGUACGCGCUUCAGAUGCUGGUGAACCCAGGAGAUAUAGUGAUGUGAGGGUGUUCAUUACUGUCGGAAGGGACACAAACAGACCUCCAAGAUUCAAGCUGCGAGAAUACCAGGCAACUGUAAGAGAAGACGCUGAAUCAGGCGCAACUGUAGUUGAAGUAUCAGCUAAUGACCCUGAUGGUCCCAAUGAAGCUGUUACUUACAUGCUGACAGCAGGGGCUCGGGACAAUUUUGUUAUGAAUAGUACAUCAGGAGAAAUUACAGUGGCUGAAGGAGCUAGUCUGGACCGUGAUGUAACACCAAAGUAUCAAUUGAUUGUUGCAGCAAUAGACAGCGGCCAUCAAACACGACAGACUUCAACAACUACUGUAACUGUAGAUAUAGAAGACGUUAAUAAUAAGCCUCCUAAAUUUAAUCAGGAAUCUUAUGUGAGGUACGUCAGUGAACGUUUGCCUGUUGGGGAGACAGUUUUAACUGUGACCGCCAGUGAUCCUGACCUCGGUGCUGACUUGGUUUAUGAAAUUACCCAACCGGUAAUGGCUAGGGAUAAAACAGGAGUCACACUUGUACCUUCAUCUCCUUACAAUUAUCUGGAAGUCUUUAGUGUUAAUGAGACCACAGGAGAACUCAAGGUGUCAGGGUCUUUGGAUCAUAAUGCAGCCGCUAUCAUCAUCUUGACCAUAACUGCUUCGGAUCGGAAUGCUACAGAAGAUUUCCCUGAUCAGAAUGACACAGCGGAGGUAACAAUUUAUAUUCAAGCAUUUAGUGACCAAAAUCCGAUAUUUGCUCCACCCUGGACCCCUGCAAGACCGCAACUAGAGGUCAUAGUUAAAGAAGAGCAGGAGCCUGGAACUGUUGUAUUUUCUGUCACAGCUAAGGAUCCUGUUUCAGGUCAGCCUGUAAGAAGAUAUGAGAAGGUUCCAGGGUCUGACCCUGAUGGUAUGUUCACUGUUGCAGCCAUAACAGGACAAGUGUCGCUUAAUUCAAGAUUAGAUUACGAAGCAUCUCAGACUAAGAAAACUUCACUGCAAGUAUUAGCCAUAGCUGGUGAACGUUCAAGUGAGGCCUUUGUUACCGUGAACAUCGAGGAUGUAAAUGAUAAUAGCCCAAUAUUUACAGAGAAUGAGUACCAUACCCGUCUAGCUGAAGACGCUCGAUGGCCGAAGUCAGUGUUAACUGUAACAGCAACAGAUCCUGAUACAAAGGAACACGGUGAAGUCUACUAUACUCUGGGUGGUGAGGGAGCAUUGCUAUUUGUCAUCAAUAAAACAACAGGAGAGAUUCAAGUUGCACGAGGUGCCCAACUGGAUAGAGAGACAACACCUACCAUAACUCUGGAGGUGACUGCCCAUGAUACUCCUAUGGGGGGCAUUAACCAGCGUAAAACUACUGUCAUAGUUGAAAUAGAACUGACAGAUGUGAAUGAUGAAUCUCCUCUUUGGAGUGAAUCUUCAUACACAGCUGUGGUUGCAGAAAACACAGCAGUAGGUAGUCCUGUCAUGAAUGUCCUAGCCACUGACCCAGAUCUUGGCAUCAAUGGGGUUGUUAGGUACCAGUUACCCGAACCACAAGGAGAGGUUGAUGGACUCUUCUCCUUAGACCCUGAGAGUGGUGUAUUGUCUGUACUGGCUCCUCUCAAUGGUAAAGGAAGAACCGAACACUAUGAAUUAACAGUUCGGGCAAUUGACCAAGGCACUCCUCAACAGUAUUCAGAAGCUACAGUUCGAUUGCUUAUUGGAGACGUCUCUACCAACGAUGGUGUGCCAACUUUCAUAAGCCCUGCGCCAAAUGAAGGCGCCAGUGUUAUGGAGAAUUCUAAAAUUGGGACAGCAGUAUUCCAAGUUGAAGCUGAAGAUCCAGAUGACCCUACAACACCCAACGGCAAGAUCGUUUAUUCUUUCUUAGAUGAUGGGAGUGACAAUGGUGUUUUUGACAUAGAUCCCACAACAGGAAUGAUCACAACUCGAGCUGAGCUUGACAGGGAAGUAAGGGAUCAGUAUACAGUUGUGGUUGUUGCGCAGGAUCUGGGACGUCCUCCGCAGCUGGCCUCACGUCUUCUGGUCAUCAACAUAACAGAUGCUGAUGACAAUGCUCCAGUUUUUGCCAGGUUACCGGGAGACAAGCCCCUGGAAUUUUCUGUAGAAGAGGAGGCAGCCACUGGAACUGUCGUUGGUUACUUAUCUGCAAUAGAUGAUGAUGCUGGAGACAAUUCUCUGGUCGACUACAGAAUAACUUAUGGCAAUGAUGAUGGUCUCUUUGGCAUAAACAGAACAGCAGAUAACCAGGGUAUGAUUUUUGUCAAAGAUCGAAUUGACAGAGAAAAGGUUGAAUCGGUAACCCUAACCCUAUUGUGUGAAAAGUUAGGUCGCAGAAUGCCAAACAGAAAGAAUUUUGAUCCCAAAAAUCAUGCUAUGAUGCAGGUGAUCAUAAUGGUAAGUGACUUGGAUGAUAACAAGCCCACCUUUGUUGAUAAUGUGGUGACAUCAGGUGUUCGUAUUGAUGCUGCUCUGCAGACUGAGGUACUUAGACUCCAAGCCAAGGAUGAAGAUCCUACUGCAUUGCCAAUAAGGUAUAAUAUUCAAAAUAUCAGCUUCUCUCAUAUAGAAGAUUCUGUUGAGCUUCUCCCAAAUGAAGAGGUCAAUGCCACAGGGGUUUUCUUGCUUGAGGAAUCGACAGGUGUUUUGCGGACAAAUGCACCUUUAACCAGAUACGCCCAUGGUAUUUUCACAGCCUUCGUCACUGCACGUUCCACUCCUCACGAUGAUCCUGCUGUUGCAAAAGUCACAAUAUAUGUUCUGCGGGAUUCUGACCUUCUGCGCUUCACGUUUGGAAUGACACCUAGUGAGGUGCGCCGUCAACUAACAACUUUCAAGAAGGAUGUAGAAAAUGUACUGCAAGUGGCAGCAUCUCUUAAUAUUUAUGACACGGCAUAUUACUCGGACUCAAAUGGUGCCAUUGACUUUUCAAGCACAGGGUCCUGUUUCCAUUUAGUGGGCCGUAAUAUGCAUGAAACAAAAGUAUUACUUGAUUCUACGGUUAACAAAAAAUUACAACCAGUGUUUGAUAAGUAUUCUGUUAAAAGAGUGGAGAGGUGUGUUCCACGUCGUGAGUCACGCCAAGCUGACUGGGUUGAAGUGUGGGUUUUGGUUAUAGCAGCCUUCAUCGGUGUGGGUGGUACCAUAGCAGCUUGUUCUGUAUGUUGUCUGUACUCAAGAUACCGACGACAAAUGAAGCGACACCAACAGCACUUACGUCUCCUUGAGAAUCCAGUUGCUGCUGGUCAAGUUCUACCUCCAGGCUCUAUUGUAAUGUUACCUCAUGGCCCUCCUCCACCACCAGGUCCACCACACCCUGGAGGACUCCAUCAACCAAUGGGACCUCCAGCUUCGGUGUUAAGCGCCGAGCCUCCAAGAGCGUUCGAGCGCCAAGAUCGCGUUCUUCCCCUUGAUGCCAUCUCUUAUAGAAGUGGUCAAAGGUAGCUUUACUUGCAGAAAUGCAAUAAAAUACAUAUACGUACUGUAAGUAAUAUUUUUAUAGUUACAAGUUGUAAAAAGAGCAGUUAUUUUGCCUCAGAACAGAGUUUAGUAAAAGUGCCUUAUUUGUUUAUAGCAUAUUUUAUCAUAGCAUUAUAGAAAAAUCAUAUUUGUAAUUUAAUGCUGUAAAUUUAGUCCAGGUGAUGGAAUAUAUGCUUAGAAUGUAUGCAAGAAUGUGAAUAUUGUAAUAGCUGUAACUGUUAUUUCAAACACUUCUUUUUUUUUUUCAUUACUUGACACAGGUGAAGUAAUUUUUCCAUACUUAUGCAUCCAGUUGGUAAAUCUAGAAAUCCUGCAUUUAAUAGUAUUGUUUUACUUUUUGUGAUGGAGCUUGUAAGAUCCUAUUUUUAUUGCUCAAUCAUCAUAAAGUACUAUUCUGUUAAUACUCACGUUAUUUACCAGAUUGACUAAUAGUGUUGCAUGAGGUCCCUAAACUCUUACAAAACAAAUUAUGUUACAAUUUUGUGAAAACUAAGUAGUUUACCUUAUAUUUCCUUGUAUAAGAUGACCUUUAGAUAAGAAAAUGAGGUAAAAAAUUAUGGCAAUUUUCAUGAAUUUAUCUGACUGAUAUCUGUAGUACAUGGAGACAGCUAAAUUGCAAAACCAUCUAUGUAUAGGAUAGCUUUUGGGUUACUGUAUAUAUUCACAUAUCAUGUGACUUUUGAAGCUAAUUUUGUAUAUACUAGCGUAUCAUGUGACUUUUGAAGCUAAUUUUAUGGGGUGUUGUCAUACACAAGAUAUAAAAUUCCUCUGUAAUAUUCACACAUAUUAGUAUCAUAAUAUAAAAUACAAACAUAACGACUAUGUAUCUUUUCAAGAGUUAUGCUUUACUUCACUGCAUCCGAUAAUAUUGUAUGUACAUAUUCUCAUAUUACUAUUUGUAUUAUAACAUACAUAGUGAUCAUAUGCCAUUUACAUUGUUUAGGUUUAUGUGAACAUGGACAACUAUCGAUAACAUUUUGGAAUUAGUUGAAAGAUAACCAUGGGGAAACUUUUGUCCCAUCUGCCAUACACAUUAAAACAACAGUAAAAUGUGUUCUUUUAUGCACAGUAGUUUUGAUUAAAAUACUUUUCACUCUAAUUUUAUUUACAGUCAAGUUUGAUGGCAUAACAAAGUUUAGGAGAGUUUUAUCCACGUUGCUGAUUCACAAUAAUUUAUAUAGUCAUUAGAAGCUUGAAACAGUUUUCUCAGCUUCAGCUAAAUAUUUGCAGUGCAAAAUGAUAAUGAAUUUUUAAUGAAAAAUGAAUAUUAUGUUAUCCUAAAUGUUAUUACUGUACUACUUUAAUUACACUACCAUUAAAAUUUCUGAAAGGUUACCGAAACAUAAAUGUUUCUGAGUGCAACCAUAACUCGAUGUUUACAUUUUCUCAGCCGGGCUUGCAUGGAAAAAAGUUGAUUUCAUUGACAUGGAAUUAUUUCUUGAAUAUGCUAAUAAUAUAUAAGGUAAAAAUUAUUUUACUACUUUUAUUAUCAGUUUAUUUCAUAAUGUGAAUCUUUUCUUGUAUGUUGGUGGUUAUCACGCCGAGGCCAAGGCUAGCCUACCGAUAAACAUCACUUAGAAUAGUAGUAUAAGAUGACCCCCAGUUUUUAGGGGUGAAUUUCCGGAUUUAAAGGUUGUCUCAUAUGUGAAAAUAUAUGGUACUUAUUAUUUUUUUAAAUUUAAUACAUUCAAACUUUUAUCAGUCUGGUAUAGAUGAAUAUGUGUGAUAGUAAAUAAAAUAUGAAAGUUGUUACUGACUGUACUAA